AUGCUUAACGACAUCCCGACAGAACUAGUACUCAAGAUAUGUACUUAUCUACCUCUGGACACCAACUUCUACUUGGCUGGGACAUGUCGCUCAUUGAAGAUCAUUGCUCGCGACCCAAUCUUGUACAAACUACUCGUAAUCCCCAAGCUCCAUCCUCACAAGCUCCUCGAUCUCCUCAGCUUAUUGACGAAAUGGAAUAUUCCACUGCGACUACUCCAUAUUCAGCAAACGGAUCCAAAAUACAAAACACGUCACCAUCAUCAACGUGGGCUCGAUCUCGAAGAAGCAGCUGCCAUCACUACUGCCACCGCUGCACCAGGAGCACAGUCAACCUUGGACUCAAAGUAUCUUUUGAAUAGAAUCAUAUCGUUUUUAGAAUCUUGUGACGUCGGCAUCCUCGCCUCCCUCAUCAUCGAACCGUGCGUUUGGAUGGGUUGCAAGACCGAAGAGGUAUUAAAGCUCUUCCGUCGCACACCUUGUCUCAAACGCCUCCACAUCCCAUCUCCAACUCUCUUUGCCGAUAACUUUAUUGUGCUCACCACUCAUCUCCCCCUCAUGGAACGCAUCUCGGGCAUCACGUACACACCAACACCUCGAGCCAUACAUGCUAUAGGUACCAACUGGCUCAACUUGACUGCAUUGGAUGUCUCUGAUGAUCAUGCUGGUUAUGAGAUCGCUCAUGCUUUGGCAUUGGUCUUUAGUAAUUGUAAAAGCCUAGUCAACGUACGGAUCUCCCAAGUCGUUCCUUGCACUGCAGGAUGGGCUGCUAUACUUAAGACUAUGGAAAAAGCUGCCAAUACUACGAUAUAUGCUACUGAUGAAGAUGGUGAUGUCAUCAUGCAGACGUGUAAUAAUAAAAUCAUGAAGACGUCGGCCACAUCUACAAUCUCGUCUUCUUCAUCAACAAUGACAAGUAUGUAUCAAAUGCCCACUAUGGCAGAAUCAGUCACUCAUCUGGAAUUGAGCGUCAUGUGUUACUGUCGUAAUGCAGCACGUCUCUUGGAUGUCACUACUUGCCAUAUAUUGAAACGAAUCUUUCCAAAUGUGAAUCGAUUCGUAUAUCACUAUGAAGGUGCUCUACGAGGAGUCGAUGUUGAAGCUACUCGAAAUGAAUUGAAUGAGUUUGCUAGGAAGUGGGUGGGUGAUCAUGGGAUCGCUAAAAUAGUUGUCUGA
Synchytrium microbalum is the source of this 1173-nucleotide messenger RNA. RefSeq lists its product as uncharacterized. Gene Ontology annotation, molecular function: protein binding. Bases 1 to 1173 code for a protein of 390 amino acids. The record is from RefSeq and is a predicted model, not a curated record. NCBI's taxonomy places the organism in Eukaryota, Fungi, Chytridiomycota, Chytridiomycetes, Synchytriales, Synchytriaceae. The transcript has 3 exons.